CGUCUUGCGGCUCCGCAAGGGAAAGUUUCGGGAGCCGGCUCCUCAGGGAGGAAGUUACGAGCGAAGCAGGAAUUUGGGAACGCCGCGGUCCGGACUGAGGAGUCUCCCAGGUCUUGGAUAAGCUAGGAUCUGUCAAGGAGCCGGAACAGGAGUGGGCCGCUCGCAGGAGGAGCGUGGGGGGACCUGCCUGCUUGCUGUGGGGAUCCCCUGUUGGUCUGGGGAUCUUGGCUCCUUCUCCCGUCCUUCUCCUCCACCGCUUUGAUAUAUGCGGCUGGGGAGCGGCGCCCCCCUCUUCACCGCCCAGCCAUGUCGGCGGCCAUCUCUGCAGCGGAGAAGGUGGAUGGCUUCACGCGGAAAUCGGUGCGCAAGGCUCAGAGGCAGAAGCGCUCGCAGGGCUCCUCGCAGUUCCGCAGUCAGAGCAGCCAGGUGGAGCUUUUGCCUCUGCCCCAGCUCAAAGAUGCCACCUCAAAUGAACAGCAAGACCUCUUUUGUCAGAAGUUGCAACAGUGUUGUAUACUAUUUGACUUCAUGGACUCUGUUUCAGACUUGAAGAGCAAAGAAAUUAAGAGAGCCACAUUGAAUGAACUGGUUGAAUAUGUUUCAACAACUCGUGGUGUGAUUGUUGAGUCAGCUUAUGCUGACAUAGUGAAAAUGAUUAGUUCUAAUAUUUUUAGAACCCUUCCACCAAGUGAUAAUCCAGAUUUUGAUCCAGAAGAAGAUGAACCUACCCUUGAAGCCUCCUGGCCUCACAUACAGUUGGUGUAUGAAUUUUUCCUGAGAUUUUUGGAGAGCCCAGAUUUCCAGCCUAGUACUGCAAAGCGAUACAUUGAUCAGAAAUUUGUACAGCAGCUGUUGGAGCUUUUUGAUAGUGAAGACCCACGGGAGCGUGAUUUCCUAAAGACAGUCCUUCAUCGAAUUUAUGGAAAAUUCCUUGGAUUAAGGGCAUUCAUCAGAAAACAAAUUAACAACAUUUUCCUCAGGUUUAUAUAUGAAACAGAGCACUUCAAUGGUGUUGCUGAACUACUUGAGAUAUUGGGAAGCAUUAUUAAUGGUUUUGCAUUGCCAUUGAAAGCAGAACACAAACAGUUUCUUAUGAAGGUGUUGAUUCCUAUGCAUACUGCUAAGGGAUUAGCUUUAUUUCAUGCACAGCUGGCCUAUUGUGUUGUACAGUUCUUGGAAAAAGAUACAACAUUAACAGAACCAGUUAUCAGAGGGUUGCUCAAAUUUUGGCCAAAAACUUGCAGUCAGAAAGAGGUGAUGUUUUUAGGUGAAAUUGAAGAAAUCUUAGAUGUAAUAGAACCAACACAGUUCAAAAAAAUAGAAGAACCUCUAUUUAAGCAGAUAUCCAAGUGUGUGUCAAGUUCACAUUUUCAGGUUGCAGAAAGGGCUUUGUAUUUCUGGAAUAAUGAAUAUAUUCUUAGUCUCAUUGAGGAGAACAUUGACAAAAUUCUACCAAUUAUGUUUGGUAGUUUAUACAAGAUCUCCAAAGAACACUGGAAUCCUACCAUUGUAGCACUAGUGUAUAAUGUGCUGAAAACAUUAAUGGAAAUGAAUGGCAAGCUAUUUGAUGAACUUACAAGCUCAUACAAAGCAGAAAGACAAAGAGAAAAAAAGAAGGAACUGGAACGUGAAGAAUUGUGGAGGAAGUUAGAUGAGCUGAAGCUAAAGACGACUCUGACUGAAAAGCAAAACAGUGCUCACAAUGUGCUAAAUGCACACAACAGUACAAGUGCCAAGUAAAGAGAUGAUGACCUCUACUUAACAGACAUACUUUUGUACACAUUUUUUAAAUAUGUAAAAAUCGCAAAACAGAAAUUUCAGCAAUAUAGUAGAAACGCCAGCUUUUUUUCUGGCGAUAUGUAAAUUGAAAAAAAGAUCUAUGAAUUUAAAUACAAUAGUUGAAAGAUAUAUCAUUACCACAGCAUAUUGUAAAUUUGUCUAAUCAUUGAUAUGUCACUUCUAAAGUUUUACAGAAAUGAAUUUUAUCUAUCAUAUGAGUGAGAAUGAUGGGAGUGGUAAGAAUUAUGACUUGAAUUUUCUUUUUGAUUGUGUUGCACAUAGGUGGUGUAGUCUCUGUAUAUUUUUCCCCCUUGUUUUAUACAUGCUUUUUACAUUGCUGCAGUCCUAGGUUAAGAUUCUAGAAAAGGAUUCUAGUUCUACUGUAUUUUCUUAAAUAAAUCAAGGUACAUACUUUUUACCUAUACAGGAAACCCCUGCCUUACG
Molecule: messenger RNA, 2223 nt
Organism: Pelodiscus sinensis (Chinese soft-shelled turtle)
Lineage: Eukaryota; Metazoa; Chordata; Testudines; Trionychidae
Gene: PPP2R5A
Product: protein phosphatase 2 regulatory subunit B'alpha
Biological process (GO): signal transduction; protein dephosphorylation
Cellular component (GO): nucleus; protein phosphatase type 2A complex; cytosol
Molecular function (GO): protein phosphatase activator activity
Source: RefSeq, a predicted model, not a curated record